AUGACGGACCAUUAUUUCCCCUCUCCGCACAGCCUUGCCUUCCGUCAGCUCUUCCACGCACGCAACAAUCAGUCGGCGCUGUACUGCUUCGACAUGAAGGACGUGUCAUCUGUGAUGCCGGAGGACGUGGCAGCGGCAUUCCGUACGGCACAGGAGGAGGACUGGGGCGCGGAGGUGGACGAGGUAGACCCCAGCCUGCACUACUACGAUGACGAGAUCCGCCAGAAAGUUCUCGAGUUCGGCAGAACCGCUGAUUCUAUCUGCGAGGACGCCGGCGCCGGCGCUGCCGUGCCGCGCGCGCCACGGAUUGGCCAGCAUCUCCGCCCCUCCAUUGAAGGCCGCGAGGAGCUCUACCGUGUGCUCGUGACGGAGCCGAUGGAGGGCACCCUCGUCGACACAGACUCAGAGAUGUGUGCGCUAUUUGAACAGGAGCAGCGCUGGCGGGCCGCCUUACCGCACCUGUCCAACGGGCAGCAGCAGCAAGGCAGCCACAGCGGCAAGCGGUGCAAUGCCAAUGGCGGCCACGGGGCCGACGAGAAAGACGCCGACAAUGCUCAGCCAGUCGCAUGCGCGAGUGCGACGAGGCAGCAGAGCCGCGACAAGGCGGUAAAGAAGGGUCCCGGGGCGGCAGUGGCGAACGGCGCCGGCUUUGACGAGUCCGCAGCCCACAGCCAGUCCAUCAUCGGAUCGACCAUGUCCUCGGCGUCGCCGCCGCCACCGGCAAAGUUCUUAUAUCCCAUACCAAGGGCAAUAGCCCUGCGCUUGACAAGGGAGGAAGAGGAGGAGAUGCGCGCCGAGUAUUGCCGCCAGCACCGCAUCCCGUACGUCGCCCCUGCAUUCCACAGCGUCGGCACAGCGACAGGAAACCGCGCCGACGCCUGUGCUGGCGGAUUUUCUGCUCAGCAGCAGCACAUGGCGCCGCCGACGCCGUUGCCCGUUGUGGAGCGUCGCCACUACCACUUUGAGAGCGACCCGCAGUACCGCGACGGCCGCGUCCAUCUUGUCGAGGAGCACGGCGUGCUCUACCACUUUGCCUACUUUGCCAAGCGGCAGUUCCCGACGACGGCCGCCGCCGCCGCUGCUGCUGCCGAGUCCUCGCGCGGCUCGCAGAAAGGAGUGAUGACGGGAGGCGCUGCGCCGUCUGGGGUGCUGACAGCCGGUAAGACGUCGAUCGUCCGCGGACGUUGUUUGCACGAUGUGGUGUACUGCGAGAAGCCGUCUGCGUCGCCGGCGUCGAGCAGCAAGCACGCCGCUGCGUCGUCCUCGGGGUUCGCGGGUAGUGAGCCCGAGGUUGCGCCGCCUGUGCGCUACACCUGGUGUGCGCGCUGCGGGGAACGUGUGACGCAGCGGAUGGACUACACUCAGCUGCGCCGGCUCAAGUCCACCCGCGCGCAUCGCCGCACCGUGCGGAGGCGGCUGCCUAACGGCGACCAGGAUUCGCCCAGGGAAAAGGACAGCGUGGACGAGGUCGCCUCGAACACGGAGCGUGUCGAUGAGGAGGGCGAGGAGGAGUUCAUCAUCAACAUCAUGCCUGUUCGCGUGGUUGGCAUGGAUGGUCUGUUGCCGUCCCGCAGCCGUGGCACGCCGUGGCUGCGCGGGUACGAGCAGGAGAGCGAGGCGGCCGAGGACGCCUACAUGGAGCAGCUUGAGCAGAAGCCGCCAGUGAUGCGGGUGUGCCGUUUUAUCGAAGGCUCCGUCGGGGACAAGAUCGUCAACCGUGCCGCGCUUGUCACGCUGCUGUCGUACCGCCCCAUGUGUCUGCAGGCGGGGCUCAGCGACGCCCUGACGCGGCCCAUCUGGUCCAUGUGUGUGCUGUCGAACAUCCCGUACCUGCAGAUGGUGCGGGAGACCUUCUUUAGAGCCAAGGCGGCGGUCGCGGAGGUGGACGACGACGAUCUGCUGCUGCGCAACUGGCUCGACGUUGUCGAUCGCGAGAACAACUUCUACAACUUCAUCAACGCGAACCUGCACAUGACGCGUAACUUCACCCCACCGGAGCGGGCGGUGCGGCAGCGCGAGCAGACCGACGAUGUCGCCAGCGCAGGCACCGCGUCGAGGCGGAGGACGACUACCGGUGGUGGCUGUGGCGUCAGAGAGGGCGGCAGCGUCGGCAUCGACCCUGCCGGCUCCUCGUCCGUAACAUCACCGUCGCUGCUGAAGACGGCCGUGUACUCCACCGUUGGAGAUAAUAGCAGCCCCGCGGAGAGUCACGCGGCGCGUUCCGCACCGUUGGCAAGCGGUGCCGCGACAUCGCCGUCGCGCCGCGGGGCAGCCCUCACGGCGGCGGUGGCGGCGUGCGAGUCGGCCGAGACGGCCGGGCAGACGACAGACGCGGCGGCGCAGGGCGUGUGCGGCAAGAGGCAGCACAAGGACGGCGACUUGAAGCCGGCGGAAGGCGACGGCGCCGAUCUGCGCAGCCGCCACCUCACACGCGCUCUCGAGGACGCCACGAUCGGGCGACCCGAGGGCCAUGACCCGCGCGACCAGGUCGAGGAAGACGAAGACGACGAGGAUGGCGCAGACGAAGAGGGCGGGGAGCGGGGCGCCAGCGACGGCGUCGGCGUCGGCGAGAGCGACGCGGCUGCCAAGGCCGCUGCACGGCGUGAAAAAGGCAAGAAGAAGCUGCAGCACAAGGACUUGGGGCUGCCUUCCCUCUGUUGGAGUACCGCGUCUCCGCCGGCGUCGUCAACGGACCAAAGUGCCGCGGAUCCUGCCGCAGCAUCGACAUCGCCUUUCACGGAGGAUACGAACCAGGUGAGAAAUGACGACCGGGGCAACACCGUAGCGGCGAGUGUGAUGGGCGGACUGCCUGCUGCGGUCGGCAGUCACUAUGAGGCCCAUCGACACCGCAGUGGUCGCAAUGAGGAUGGUGAGGAUGCAUCUGGCGAGCCCCCAGCCACGACCACCACCACCCCCCGCUUACUGCCAAACUCCGCGUCGGCGCGCUCCGCCACCGGGCAGGGCAACAGUGGUGUAGGCGACGGAGUGAGACUCGCCGUGAACAACUUCGACGACGAUGAUGAUCCGGACCUGGGCACGGAAGAAGAGCGCCGUCGCGCACGCGUUAGCGCCGCGAGGAUCUCAGAGACGAGUGGUUUCUCGCUCCAGAGGCCGACAGCACCAUCACGGGUAGCGGGGGAGGCACCCAGUGCGGAAAAGCAGCCGCACCAGCAGCGGCUAAAGUUGCCGCCGCGACCGAAUUUCCAGCUCUUUUCAUCCCGCCUUGAGCCGCAUGCGCCACUGUCGCUCUGCACGCUCUUCGACUACGACGCUAGCGCUGACCAAGCCGCGAAGAGGACGGUCACGCAGCUGGCCGCCGCCGUUGCGGCGGGCGUAGCCGCCGACCACACAAACGGUGUCGGUAGCCGAGAUGAAGACGGCGUCGGUCAGGCGACUGCCGCCAGUGCCGCUCCAGAAGCCGCCACCACCGUAUGGCCCAGCUACGUUCAGCGCGACAUCCUGCGGGAGAACGAGCGGCAGCAGGCGGAGCCGAAAGCCACGCGGCGCCCUAGUCAUGCCCUGUACGAGUGCGGCAUGCUGGCCACCACCCGCGGCCGCAACUUCCUCUUUCUCCUACGCGAGGACUGCGUGCGGGCGCUGCUGUUCUACUGCUCCGCCGCCGCGGCGCCGAUCUUCAUUGGCGCGUACAUCGAGCCAGUGGACACAACGAGCCUCAGCUACGGUGGUGCGGUGCGGCUGCGACGGCCGAGCACCGUCGACAUCCCGCUCCACGGCGGCGACGAGGAUGGCGGCAGCCGCACCGCACCGGCGCGCAACUAUGACGGCGAGCGGGUAGUCAUUGGGCAGGUGGAAGGGAUGGAGGUGAUGGCCGAGUACUUCAAGAGCAAAGGCCUCAUCACGUGCUUCAGCGUGUCGGAUUUGGACAAGGCGGCCCCCGGGCCGAGUGCCGCGCACCGACUGCGCAAGAUGAUCUUGCCAACAACCUCGUUAUCCACGACCUAUGCACAGCGCCGCAGCAGCCGUAGCAGCAGCAGCAGCAGCGGUGGCCUUGCAGGGGAAGCAGACUCGUUGGCGGCUCAGCAGGCACGAGAGCUGGCACAGUACGGCCACGUCUUCACCUACGCUGCGGACGAGUUCUGUGAUGGCGACUUGGUCGUCUUCAAUUUCGAAAUGCGGCGGUGGGAGCACUACGAGCAUGUUCAGCUGCGCCGACGAUUCGCUGCGAGGGCAGCCACAGAUACUGCUGAUGCGGUGGCGACGGCGGCAUCUGCGAUGUCGGUGAGAACCGACGAACCGACAUUCACGGGCAACGUAGCGGUAGCUGCUGACGGCAGCUGGAGCUGCGCCAGCUCCGUCGUGGACCUCUCUAUGUCCGCCAGGCUUCUGUGCGUCGGGCUGGAUGAGCUGCUGCUGAGCUGGACCAAGUGGAUCGUCGACAACCGCUUCUACGAAGACCGCACCGACCUGGGCUGGCUAACACUUCCAGACGGCAGCCCUAUCCAACUCGGCGGUCGCUACUUUCUCUGGAGCUUCCGCCACAAUCAUCAGCGCUACUUCUACGGCGUCAUUCCGAAAUUCGCGAAGGGGCGGCUGCGGCGGCAGAAGAUGGUCGAGCGCAACCGCAGCAAGAAGGACGCCGAGGCGCCGUGCCAGCAAGCGCAGCCGCUGGCGGGGAUAUUGACUUCCCCGGUGGGUGCGCAGCGGUCGAGUGACGUGUCGGUGGCACCUUCGGCACCGUCGUCCCCAGAGCUCGUCACCGUCGUUGCCGCCACCCCCUCGUCUCCCCCCAGGCCCAGCGGCAAAAGCCCUUGGCGGACAAACCACACGCUUGAGGCGCAGCACGAAGGAGAACCGCGGCGGCGCGGCGGCGACAUCGGCACCGGCAGCCUGCAUGCGGAUCCGGCUCUUGGCGAUCAAGCGUCCUCAUCUCCUCCGCAUCCUGGUCUAGGUGUUUCGCCACCUGCCCGCGCGGGUACAACGCAGCAAUCACCUCUGCCGCGAGAGCAACAGUCAACGUCGGCCGCUACACAGGCCGUGUCAACAGCGGCUGCGAGCAGUGCACACCCUGCGGCAGUGCGCCAGCGUCAGCGCCACUCCUCUCCCCAUCUGCAGACGCAGCAGCCGAUCGCCGCGACAUCGGCGCCUCUGCCGCUGCCCCACCGCAUGAACCCGCUCUAUACAGACAGCAUCUCUUACUCGGCGUCAGACGCAAACAUCACUCUUCCACAGCAAUCGAUGCCGCAGUGGGCCAACACUAACGCCACCGCCUCGCGCGUAAGCGCUGCGCCAGCAACAGCCGGAGAACAAGCACAGCAGGGCAACUUCGCAAGCUCCCUCAACUCUGCCGGCGGCUUCUCCGUGCACGUCGGCAGCGACGCGGCCCGGUCCACCCUCUGCUCCCCCAAGAUCGCGACUGAAUCGCUGACCGCCGCCGCCGCAACGACAACGACGACGAAAGCGACAACGGCAGUGCGUCGUGCGCCCUUCCUAAACCCACCACCGCAGCAGCCACUCAGCGGCACCCGCAACCGCCUCAGCGCACCCGGCAGCCCCGCCAUGUACAGAUCUGGACCGCCGAUCGGCUUUGGAGGCGGGCCAAACUACUACUACCAGUACGGCGGUAACACAUUCAUACAAGAUGGAAAGCAGCAAGAGAACGAGUACUACCCGCCGCUGCCCAUGAGCACUCCCUUCCACCCUGUCACGGCCAUCACAAAGUUGGUGCCGCUGCCUCACCCAAAGACGGGGCGCGGCGGUAUUCCGGCCAUCUUCCGCUUCUGGGGCCCCAUUGGGUCCCCAGCGCCCCGCACGCCGGUUCCUGUGCCCUCGCUGCCAAACGCAGGCGGGGUGGCGGCCACGGUCUUCUUGGCCGCCAUACCGAUCUCACUGGUCCCACAGCAGAUGCAUCCACUGUCGCCGCGGCACCCCGCGACUGGCGGCUCGCCCGCUGCCAGCAGCCCCCUCGGUGGUGGCGAGAGCAUGGGCAUGAGCCUGGUGGAGGUACACCACCACAGUAAUGGUUCCAGCCUCGGCGCUGGUUCGCCCACCGCACCGGCAAUCACUCCCGCCCCCGCUACGGCUGCCGCCGGUGCAUCAGCCGUCAACUUGACGGUCCGUGUGCGCCGGCGCACCGGCGGCGGAAACACGGCAGCGAUCAGAGUGGGUGGCGGCGCUUCUCUAGCACCGCUGCAGCUACCCUCGCAGGGCACCUCCUCGCUCGGUGCCUCACUGACGACGCUCGCGACGACAGGGCCUGCCAAGGGGCCUGGCACACCCUUCAAGCAUAGCCCCAUAACCCCAUCAAACCUUCCUCCAGCGCCGUUGUUCGCUCAGUCCGCGCCGGCGCAACUGCUGGUGGACGAUAGCGGGUCGCAGCGACUCUCGCCGACCAGCAUGCUCCCUACCAACCUCGUUAACGAAGGAUCAAAGACGAAAGGCGAGUCGGUGCUGCGGGUGGACGAGGACACGUACAUGCAGCGGGAGGCAUUCCGGUGGAACCCGUAUGCGAGCACCAAGUGGGCGCAGAACAGAAGCAACAGCACCGGUGCCAGUACCAGUGACUCCCGCGGUCGUCUUCCUGUGGAGGGUGGCAGCGGAAGCGGUUAG
Molecule: messenger RNA, 6567 nt
Organism: Leishmania major strain Friedlin
Lineage: Eukaryota; Euglenozoa; Kinetoplastea; Trypanosomatida; Trypanosomatidae
Exons: 1
Coding region: 1-6567 (2188 amino acids)
Source: RefSeq, a predicted model, not a curated record